Penicillium maclennaniae is the source of this 780-nucleotide messenger RNA. RefSeq lists its product as uncharacterized. Lineage: Eukaryota; Fungi; Ascomycota; Eurotiomycetes; Eurotiales; Aspergillaceae. Bases 1 to 780 code for a protein of 259 amino acids. The transcript has 3 exons. The record is from RefSeq and is a predicted model, not a curated record.
AUGGUCUUUGCCCGCCGCUCUGCACUCCGCGCUGCUAAUGCAGCUCGGGCCUUUCGCGCCCCGGUCUCAAGGCGUACCGGUCAGGUAUUGGGUAAAAGGUUUAACUCUACCGGUGGAAAGGGCCACCAUGAGUAUGCGACUAGUGAUACUCCAUGGCUCCUGGCGUCAGCUGGUGUGACCCUCCCCAUGAUUUACUACCUUUGGCCUUCUGGUUCCGAUAAGCCUCAUGGCCAUGGGCAUGACGAUGUUCACGGCGAGCAUGAGGACCAGGCUGGGGAGAAGGGAGAAGAGGCAUCUUCUGACUCUGAUGCUGGGGAGGAGAAAGAUGUGAAGGAGGCCGAGGAGAAGCCUAGUGAGGAAGACAAGGAACAGAAGAAGGAUGAUGAAACGGAACAGAAGUCUACCGAGUCCAACGAUUCCAAGGAGUCCAAGGGAGAACCCGAGGGAUCUAAGACGGAAUCUAAGGAAUCCAAGGAUGACUCCAAGGAAGAAUCCAAGGAAGAAUCCAAGACAAAGGAAGAACCCAAGACAAAGGAAGAACCCAAGACAAAGGAAGAACCCAAGGAAGAACCCAAGGAAGAACCCAAGGAAGAACCCAAGGAAUCUAAGGACUCCAAGGAUGACUCCAAGGAAGCAAAGACAGAAUCCAAGGAAUCCAAGGAAACCAAGGAUGAGCCGAAGAACGACUCCAAGGAAGAACCUAAGGAAGCCAACAAGGAAGACACCGAUGAGAGCAAGGAUGAGUCUUCCUCCCACAUGGACUCGGAAAAGACGAAAUGA